AUGGCUAGAGAGGAUGGCAGAAACGGCUGGCUGGAGGGAGAAGGACGAGAGCUUCAUCGUUCAAGCUCUGGUUAUGGUGCAGGUCGGAUUGCUCAGGGAAGGAACACGGUGAGGCUUGGAGGAGUUUUGAAGGAAGGAGAUGGGAAUUGCAGUGGAGGAAUUGGGAAGGAAGAGGCUCGGAUUGCUCAUGGAAGGAUUAAGGUGAUGAUUAAUGGAGGUGAUGUGAAAAUGGAUUUUUAUCAUAAGGAAGGAGAUGCAGAGCCUGUAGUGCGUGAUGCGGAUAUCAAUGGCGGUGGUUUUUCGGGAUCCGCUCUUAAACGGUACGUCUUUUUUUACUUUAUAAAUUUCCCAGCACAAAUGUCGAAUUUUUAUCUGAGAAAGGGCUUCGAAGUAUGUGGUGUGCUGGAGGAUGUGUUUGUCGCGAAAAAAAGAAUUAGAUAUGGUCAACCUUAUGGAUUUGUCAAAUUUUCCAAUGUUAAAAAUGUAUCAAAAUUGAUGAAUGCCCUCAACAAUGUCUGGUUUGGUUACUUUCGCGUCAAAGCUAGUGUAGCCUUGUUCGAUCGCAAUGCUCCGGAAUUGGGAAGGAAUCAGGAGAAGCAUAAGGAUGGUCUGGAAAAAGGCGAUAAGGUGCAGCAGCCGAAAGCAGGGAAGCAAAGCUCGAUGAGGCAUGCUGCACCCAAAGGAAGCGUAAACGGCUUGAAGACGCCGAGACAAAAUUCUAACUGUGCUGGAGCUGUAGUUUCAAGGGCGGAAAAGGAAGGUAUUGAUCCCCCGGAAGGUAUGCAGGUGGGGGACAUAGUUAUCAAGUUAGGGGCUAGGAAGGAGGAUUUAGUCCAAAAGGCUGAUACAACAAAGGAGGUAGCGAGGACUUCGUUCAAGUUAGAACAGCCAGUUGAUGUUGUAAAGAAGCGUCAAGUCUUGAUGCGAAGUUAUCAUUCUAAACCUGACGAUUCUAAGUGGGCUAUCAAUGGGGUAGUGGCUACAAUUUCCAACGGAGAGGCGAUUCAUGUGGUCCAGAACAGGAUUAUGGAUGCGGGCUUUAGUGAUCUGGUUCUCAUUCCUAUGGGUGCCGAUAAGGUUUUUGUUCGUAGCUCAGAUAAUAUCGACGCUAAGUCCAUGAUCAAUAAUGCUAAGAAUUUUUUUAAACUUGUUUUUUCGAGUUGGACAACAUGGGAUAAGGAGACUUCACCCUAUCGGAGAGGGGCCUGGGUGCGUUUGUAUGGUGUUCCCCUUCAUGCUUGGAACGAGCAAUUUUUUCAGUUGUGUGUUUUUGAAUGUGGAGGGUUUCUUCGCACGGAUUCUUGUUCCGCUGAAAAGAAUCGACUUGACUUCGCACGGGUUCUGAUCGCUACACCCGAACUUGACAUAAUCAAAAGAAGUGUGACAGUCUUGGUAGAUGGUACUCAAGUAGAGAUCAAGAUUGUGGAGGAGUGGGGGUAUGCUAUGGGAGAGGAUGCUUGCCUCUUUGAAGAUGAGAGUGAGGCAGAAUCAUCUUGUGGUGAAGGUCAAGAGGAUCCGGAGGUCCUUCGCAAUGUUGACGAACUAGUUAACCAAUUUAAGGAAGGACUUGCGGAGGAGGAUCUUAAUGUUUCUCAAGGUAAGCAGGGGGAAGAGUCUUCAGAUAAGAUUGAAGCUAUUCCAGGUUCCAAGGGAGUUGGGACAAAUUCAGGUUUAAGGAUGGAUCCUCAGGAAGUGUUAGGAACUCAAGCUGGUCAGGCAGAGGUGUAUUCCUCUUCGGGGAAAGCUUCGGAUCAUCCUUUUUGUCGGCCCCUUCUUAGUAAGCGCACUAAUUCUUGUCCUCCGGAGGUGAGGCGAUCCGUAUUAUCAGGGCCUUGGAGUUUGGAGUGGUUACAGGAUCAGAAUUUCGGGGAUGCGGGAGUCAUUUUUUCAGCAAGUAAGAAAAAUAGAAAGGAGAGUCCUCACGGAUCGAGCCUCAAGCGAAAAGUGGAUCAAGAUCCGAGGAGGCGGAAAGCAGGAGGUGUGCUUCGUCAUCCAGUCCAUAGCCUCAAAAAAGUGGCUAGGCUGCCAAGUAAGGAGCGCUGUGAGGUGUUAAAGGCUUUAAAGAAGAAGGUUCGUCGGCGUAGGGGCGGAGAUGGGCUUAAUCGCUCCUGUUCUAUGAGUUGUCAUGUUCCCUCUGGAGAUACAGUUUCGUCAGGUUCUGUAAACAACGAUUGGACAAAUUGGGUGGCUGUUCAUGGUAAUGACCAGAUGGCGGUGGAUGAUGUGUGGGGGAUUGGGAAAGCUAUCGGGGUCAAGUUCAAGGGAGACAAUGUGAAUAUGUUCAAUAUUCUUUCGAGGGUGAGUAAGGGCAAGAGGGCGGUUUCAGGGAUGAAGGCCGAAGCGGGGGGGUCAAGGAAGGAUAACGGGUGCUAG
Molecule: messenger RNA, 2373 nt
Organism: Trifolium pratense (red clover)
Lineage: Eukaryota; Viridiplantae; Streptophyta; Magnoliopsida; Fabales; Fabaceae
Exons: 1
Coding region: 1-2373 (790 amino acids)
Molecular function (GO): nucleic acid binding
Source: RefSeq, a predicted model, not a curated record